AUGGCAAAGUAUAAGAAACGCCGACGAAAACAGAGAGCCAGAGCAAAAAUUCUACUGGGAAAAAAAGGAGAUGCUGGUAACCCCCAGGGCUCGGGUUGUCCUUCUCCACGGUCAGCAGGUGAUCUUCCCCCGAACACAUCACCUGUCCCAAGCCAUCUGUCCUCACUCUGGUCAUUAGCCUUGCCCAGCGUAAAAAACGUGGUAAAACCCUUUACAACAACAGCGUCAUUUUUGUAUUGUUGGUGCCAGAACACGGUUGUACAGAGUUUUAAGGUGGUUAAAGACACCAUAUUUCCAUCACAAAUCUACUUAAGGGAGCUAAAUACGUUCAGAGAGCAGCUGGAAAAGUUGGAAACUGAAUUUUCCAGACUACAAGGAACCCUCCAGAUGAAUGGAAUUGCAGCUUUGUCUUCAGAAAAUUCCCUUUGUCAAAGGUGUAAUAAACCAGUUCUGGGUGCUCCUGUUCAAAUGCAGACGGGCCCGCCGUCAUCAGCAUCUGGGCCUUCUGCAAUACAGCUGCAGCCUGUAUCUGCACCCCCUCCACCUCUUCCUCCGCCGCCACCACCACCACCACCACCACCACUGCCGCCACCAAAACUGCCUCCAGCACCUCUCCUCCUCAAACGGGGCAACGGCUCUAAAGCACUUCUGGCACCAUCACUGAAAAAAGAUGGGCCGAUGCAGAUCACUCUCAAAGAUCUCCUGAACGUUAAACUGAAGAAGACGGACGGCAACCUGAGAAUGGACAAGGCAGAAUCACCGGUGAAGACACGCAGGGGAUUAAUUACAGUCUCAGAUUUACAGAGUGUUAGUCUGAGACCUAAAUCCAAGCCAUCAGCUCACGUUACAAAUUCCUUAAUUACCCCUCCUAAAAAUCAGUUAGAUCUUCGAAAACACCUGAAGAAAGUCAAUGUACAAAGAAGUCCUGGUGGUACUCCACUACAUAGUAAAGAAAACAUUGAAUGUGGGUCUGGCUUGACACCAAUAAUGACGCAGGCGCUGCGGCGCAAAUUUCAGAUGGCUCAUCCGAAGAGUCCCUCGCCUGCCCGGUUAAGUGCUGCAAACAGCUUUGAUGAACAGACGUAGGUCCAUGGAACAAUGUAUUUUUCAUUUGUGGUCAGGACUUGAAAUCCCAUUUUUACCU
Molecule: messenger RNA, 1144 nt
Organism: Aptenodytes forsteri (emperor penguin)
Lineage: Eukaryota; Metazoa; Chordata; Aves; Sphenisciformes; Spheniscidae
Gene: PRR11
Product: proline rich 11
Exons: 9
Coding region: 1-1086 (361 amino acids)
Cellular component (GO): nucleus; cytoplasm
Source: RefSeq, a predicted model, not a curated record